Dunckerocampus dactyliophorus (ringed pipefish) is the source of this 2063-nucleotide messenger RNA. RefSeq names its product transcription factor Jun-like. Gene Ontology annotation, cellular component: transcription regulator complex. The coding region runs from base 348 to 1280 and encodes 310 amino acids. Gene Ontology annotation, molecular function: RNA polymerase II cis-regulatory region sequence-specific DNA binding; DNA-binding transcription factor activity, RNA polymerase II-specific; transcription factor binding. The transcript has a single exon. Lineage: Eukaryota; Metazoa; Chordata; Actinopteri; Syngnathiformes; Syngnathidae. The record is from RefSeq and is a predicted model, not a curated record. Gene Ontology annotation, biological process: regulation of transcription by RNA polymerase II; regulation of cell population proliferation; regulation of cell cycle.
UUAUUUUCAGUGGAGCUGCAGCUCAGAGGUGGAUAAAGUUCGUCUCCACGUUGGAAGUGAUAGAAAGUAUUAUCCCAAUCCAGGCAUUGCUUCCUACGUUUUGGAAGUAAGAUCGAUCAAAGAGGAUAUUCUGUGUGGAAUUCCGCUGCUUUUUUGGCGGGGAAACUGGUUACUUAACCGAUGAUCGCGCGGUUAGGGAGGAAAAAGUUUUCUCGGGACACCAAGUUGUCAAGUGACUGGAACUUCCAACAAAAGGCGGACUCUGUCACAAGGCUGGGGACUCGGAAGUCAUAUGUAAAUUUGACAUUUAAAGGUGAGACGCCAUCUUUUAAAGCGAUUUAAACUUCAUGUCCGGGAAAAUGGAAGCGACGUUUUACGACGACGCCAUGAAUGCGUCAAACAACUCUCAGCACGACGCGACGAGGGUGUACGGCUUCAACGCGAAAACCCUCAAACAGUCCAUGACUCUCAAUCUGAACGACCCGAAAAACUUUAAACCUCAACUUGGCCCCAAGGCCUUGGAUAUCCUCACGUCCCCAGACGUGGGUCUGCUCAAACUGGCCUCGCCGGAACUGGAGAGGUUGAUCAUCCAGUCCUGCACCGGCUUGACGACUCCCACCCCGACGCAGUUCGUCUGUCCCAAGAACAUCACCGACGAGCAGGAGGGUUUUGCGGAAGGCUUUGCGAAGGCUCUGGCGGAGCUCCACUACCAGCAGAUGAGCACCGCCCCCGCUGAGACGCAGACCACCGGCAAUGCAUCCGGCGCAGCUGCGUCCGACAGCGGUGAGAACCCGUACAGCUGCACGGUGCGCCCCGAGCCUCCGGAAUACACCAACCUGUCCUCUUUCAACCGGGCGGUACUGGCCUCAUCUACACCUGCCAACGACAGACACCCACCCGCGUGUUAUCAGGCACCUCCACCGGCUCCCCAUGUGGAGCACUCUCGCCUCCGCUCCCUGAAGGAGGAGCCACAGACGGUGCCUGAGAUGCCCGGCGAGACACCACCCCUCUCUCCCAUCGACAUGGAGAGCCAGGAGCGCAUCAAGGCGGAGAGGAAGCGCAUGAGGAACCGAGUGGCCGCCUCCAAGUGCCGAAAGAGGAAGCUGGAGAGGAUAUCUCGUCUGGAGGACAGGGUGAAGAACCUCAAGAGCCAGAACACGGAGCUGGUGUCUUCCGCCAACGUCCUGCGAGACGAGUUGGCUCUGCUAAAACAGAAGGUCAUGGACCAUGUCAACAGCGGAUGCCAGCUCAUCCUGACACAGCAGCUCCAGGCCUUCUAGGCCACACAGGGGUGACUUGGGACAUGUCUUGGGGGGACCAAAUAACUCCAAGUGGCCUGAAAGUCCAAAUGGUCAUCAGCUCAGGCACUUCCUGCUACGUUUCUGCAGAAAAACAGCAAGUGGUGAAUUUAAAACUUUCAUGAAUGACACGGAACACUCAGAGGAAACAUCACAUCCCUGUGUCACACGCUUGGGGUGGGUGAUAUCGAUCCGAUACAAAGUACCAGUACCAGUAUUGACGAUACUUUUUACUUGAAAUAUUUCAAAAACAAACUAAAAGGCAAUAGUGCAAAAUAAGUUGGAAAAAAUCCCUUGGAUUUGUUAGUUUGUUAAUAUCAACAAAAAAUAUGUGAAAAUAACACGAGAGCUGAAAAAUAUCACUCACAUACUGGCACUACCCUUGGUAUCGAUACUGCCGUCGAUCGCUCCCCGCAUCAUAUGCAUCUACUUUUUAUACUAGUCCAUCCAAUACUGAUGUCGGAGCAUCCGGUCAUGACCUGUGAGGGACACAGAAAAGCCUCCAUGAUGCCAUGAUGUCAAACAGGUUGCAAUAAAAACAUUUUAGAGAUGCACUUGUACAGUAACACUAACAUUGUCACCUUUUACGCUCAGGUGUGAAGCAAUUACUGACUUAACCUGCCUUACUCUUAAUCCUCACAGUGAUGCAACUUUUGGGAUACAGGUGUAACCAAUGUUAGACAUUAAGUCAUGUUUGUACGCUGCUUUUUUUUUUUUGAGCACUUGACUUGUACAUACGAGAAAAUAAAACAUGGGACACGAUGA